CAGAAGGAAAAGUCAUUGCAGGACUUGUGAGAAGCCACUAUGAGCAAUGCUGGAAAGCCAGUGGGACCAGAACCAGCUCUUAUGACUGCGGUACCAAAAAGAAAGAGGGGGCGACCAAGGAAACAGCCACAGGAGAUUGUUGACCCAUUGCCACCAAAGAAACCACGUGGAAGACCAAAAGGAAGCAAAAAGCUGAGUGCUGGUAGUGGGCAGAUGGUGCAUGCUUCAGUUGAAAAAAGGCCCAGGGGAAGACCACGAAAAUGGCUUGUCCAGGAAGAAGAACAUCAGGAAGGGGGAGACGACCCAAGUUGCAAUGUAUGCCCUGCCACUGAAGGUACAUCUGGGAAAGGAUGCCACCGGACCAAGACAAACGACUGAAUUCAGGAGGUCAUUGAGCACCUCCUUGGCUGUGGCUCAGCAGCAGCAUUCUGCUUGCUGAUUUGUCACUGAAGUAAAAGGAGUGGAAUUGUCAUUUUGCCCAUGUAACCCAUGCAAAAUGAAGCCUGCACCUGAUUGCCCCCGCCUCCAUUACUGAUGCCACUUAGUGUAUUUGUCCCCCACCAAAGUUCUCUAACUUUCUCAAAAGGUUCACUUUUUGAAUAGUAGGCUUUGACUGAAAAGGGAUUCUGAGAUCUCACAUGCAUUUGUGUAAAAUGUAGCCCACAAGCUGUUCUUUUCAAACCUUUAUCCUCACUUUGUACCUUGUGUUGUGUGGGGAAUGAUCAUGUUCCCAGAAAGCAAGGACACAUGAUCUUAAAUAUGUUUGCUGGAAAGCCUUACUUAGGUUCCUUCCUUGAAAGUCUUCUUAGAUAAUUUUCUGCUCUGAUUUGAACCACAUAGAAAACAACCUCUCUAGGCUUUAUUUAUGUGAGUGUAAAAUAAGGACUCAGAGAGAAGGCUUUGACUACCGUUCAGCCAAGGGAACUCUCUGGAUUAUUUUUGGCAGUCACUUUCUUACAUCCUCAGAGAAAGGCUAUGACAAAUCUCAGGGCAAAUCUUGCCAAGGAAACUCCAUUAUAGGUUCUCAUUUGGGUUGUUAUAAGUUGGAAAUGACUUGAAGUUGUACCGCAACCAGAAUUACUUAGAAUUAUGCAUUUAACUGUUCUUUCCCAGAUGAGCACCUGAAACCUAUCUAGGUUAGAUCUUCAAGGGAAUUUAAAUCAAUUCUGUGCCUGGAAUUUCUUGAGUUCCUCCUCUGACCCCGCCCCCUAUGCGUAACUGACUUAAACAACUUUCUCUACUGGGAGAACCAUCGGGUGAUUGGUUUCAACCAGCCUCAAAGUGUGAGCAAAGAACAAAUGGAGAAUUUCUUGGCUUGGUUUGAGAGCAAAUGUGAUGAAAAUGUGAUGCCUAUUACACCACACCCCACUGAGAAACUAUAGAAAUGUGAUAUAAUGCUACUUCAAGUGUUCUCAGUUUAUGUCAACACAGAAAGAGCCUUGCAGAAUUGAACCAAAGGCCUUUUGGGAUAGCCUCUUUGCUUCCACAAUAGAUGCUUAAAUACCUCUACAGAAGUCUGUAAACAGGGCUUGAAGGUACAGUUGGUUUUACUUAUUCACAGAUGCAACCAUUCAGGCCUUGAAAAUAUUUUUAAAAAAGAAGG
Anolis sagrei ordinatus is the source of this 1603-nucleotide messenger RNA. RefSeq names its product high mobility group protein HMGI-C-like. Gene Ontology annotation, molecular function: DNA binding; transcription coregulator activity. The record is from RefSeq and is a predicted model, not a curated record. Gene Ontology annotation, cellular component: nucleus; chromatin. NCBI's taxonomy places the organism in Eukaryota, Metazoa, Chordata, Lepidosauria, Squamata, Anolidae. Gene Ontology annotation, biological process: regulation of DNA-templated transcription.